AGUCUUCAUGACGUCAUAUUUUUGCGGCGGAAGUAUUUGUCUGUACGUCCAUUCCUGUCAGUGAGCGCAGUUGCGUUAUCCUUCACAUGUUCCCGUGCAUAUAAUCUGUCAGUAAAGUUUCGCCAUGGCUGAUUUUAAUUCUAGCUUUGAUAUGCCGUCGGCUAGUUCAUCUGAAAGCGCUGAAGCUGCGGAGCUCCAGCGUCUGAUUGCAGUAGAGCAGCAAAAGGCUCAGUUUCAAGCGCAGGUUCACAACUUUACGGAUGUUUGCUGGGAUAAGUGCAUGGACAAACUGAGCUCCAAGAUGGACUCACGAACGGAGACUUGUCUCGUUAGCUGCGUGGAGCGUUUCAUCGACACGACGCUCACCAUCACCAACCGCUUUACGCAGAUGGUCCAGAAGGGCGCGCACUGAUUGAAGGACACCGUCCUCAAGGACAAUUAGCCUACCACAUAUUCUUUAUGCUCCCGGUGUACGUCCAGGAGGAUGUUUUACUGCUCUUUAGGGGUGUGGUGAACCCUUUCACUCUUGCGGAAA
This is a messenger RNA of Sinocyclocheilus grahami, 535 nucleotides long. RefSeq names its product mitochondrial import inner membrane translocase subunit Tim8 A-like. NCBI's taxonomy places the organism in Eukaryota, Metazoa, Chordata, Actinopteri, Cypriniformes, Cyprinidae. The transcript has 2 exons. The record is from RefSeq and is a predicted model, not a curated record. Bases 125 to 412 code for a protein of 95 amino acids.